CGGAGUUCCCGGAUGAAGGUGACAUGUUUAUAUUACGGAGGGAGCAGAAAGAGAGACAAAAAAAUCAGCAAGCCCUGUGAUUGAUUAAAACAUGGAUAAAACUUGCUUAAUAAACAAAUCAUCUGUUCUACACCCAGUUACACAGCGUCUGUAAAUGCUGAGCGACAGAUUAUACUACCCCGUUUGUUUCGAUGCGAAGUGGUUUUGGGUUUUCAUCAAUACAAAAGUGGCAGAAAACUGGAGAAGGCCAUUGUGGGAUAUAACUCCAGAUUAGAUUUCGACGAAUGAGCGUAACAAGUGUACGUUACUUCUACUUGUUUAUGCAAUUCAGGGCUAAGCUGUAUUAAUGUCGAUGAAGAAGUAAAACGCAGUGCUGAGGAGAAACAAGGCAUCUUCCCUGCAGGGAGCACCCAAACUAACCUCAAUGUAUCCCAUGUUAACAUUUUUGAGCAUGUUUUACUACAUCUGCCUACGACGUAGAGCCAGAUCUGGUACAAGAGGAGAAAUAAUGAACAGUCGACGAGCUAUUGAGUCAAGCAACCGUAUCCUACCUCUCAGCGUUGAAGUGGUGCAGUAUGCCAAAGAAGUGGUGGAUUUCAGUUCUCAGUAUGGCAGCGAGAACAGCUUGUCCUACACUAUGUGGAAUUUGUCUGGACUGCCAAACGUUUACCCAAGUUCUGGCGAUUUCACACAGACCGCUGUGUUCCGGACCUAUGGGAGAUGGUGGGAAAAGUGCCCAAGUUCACCUCUGCCAUUCAGAAGGACUCCCCAAAGUUUUCAUAGCCAGGAAUAUGUUGAACUGGUAUUUGAGGAGGCCGUGUACCCAACAGCUAUUGAUGUCCUGGAAACGUAUCACCCUGGGGCAAUUAUUAGGAUCUUAGCUUGCUCAGCAAAUCCUUAUUCUCAGACUCCUCCAUCAGAAAUUAGAUGGGAGACACUAUGGGCAGGUGAUCCUGAGAAAGUGAAUAUCUCACAGGCUCGCCAAUUUACACCGUGCAUUAAACAACUUAACUUCAUGACAAACUUGAUUCGCUUGGAACUGAACAGUUCUCACCUAGAUUACUAUACAGAGUUGGAUGCUGUCCUGUUACAUGGUGUUAGGGACAGGCUUCUUUCCCUGCAUAAGCCAUCUAUGUUAGACCUGGAAGACGAUGACAAGGAUGACCAUAGUUUAGAGUUCUUCAAUGGGCGAUUCACUGGAAUAACCUUGCCUGAAUACACCAAGAGUGGUUACUUUGAAAAACUGCCUUAUGAGUUAAUCCAGCUGAUACUCAGUCACCUGACAGUGCCAGAUCUUUGCCAGUUGGCACAGACCUGCAAAUUGCUGUACCAACACUGCUAUGAUCCUCUUCAGUAUGUUCAGCUCAGUUUACAACCUUACUGGGCGGGUCUGGAUGAUACCUCUCUGGAGCACCUACAGUCACGCUGCGCUCUUGUGCAGUGUUUAAAUCUGUCUUGGACUGGGAAUAGGGGAUCUAUAUCCAUGCAAGGAUUCAGCAGAUUCAUGCAAGUGUGUGGAUUUGAGCUGGUGCGUCUGGAGUUGGCCUGCUGCCACUUCCUGAAUGAAACUUGCCUCGAGGUUAUUGCUCAGAUGUGCCCAAACCUCCAGGAGCUGAACCUUUCAUCCUGUGAUAAACUAAACACUCGGGCUUUCUGCCAUAUUGCUAAGAUCUCAGGUCUCCGACGUCUGGUCGUUUACCGCACAAAAAUUGAGCAAACAGCACUGCUCAGCAUUCUGAACUUUUGCUUGGAACUUCAGCACCUCAGCCUUGGCAGCUGUGUCAUGGUUGAUGACUAUGACCUUGUGGCUAGUGUGAUUGGUGCCAAGUGCAAAAAGCUACGAUCACUAGAUCUGUGGAGAUGUAAAAAUAUCACAGAAAAUGGCAUAGCCGCUAUAGUAUCAGGUUGCCGGCUCCUGGAAGAACUGGACCUUGGAUGGUGCCCGACGUUACAGAGCAGUACAGGAUGCUUUAUAAAGCUUGCUCGCAAACUACCCAACUUGCGCAAGAUCUUUCUGACAGCCAAUAGAUCUGUUUGUGACACAGAUAUCGAGGAGCUGGCGACAAAUUGCCCUCAUCUGUUCCACGUGGAUAUAUUAGGAACCCGAAUGGUGAGCCCUGGGGCCUUACGAAAGCUGCUACAGUUCUGUAAGGAGCUCUGUCUGCUAGACGUUUCCUUCUGUUCCCAGAUUGAUAGUCGAGUGGUGCAAGAACUGAGUGCCAACUUCCCAAAUGUGUCAAUUAAGAAGAGUUACACCCAGUGACCAACCUUACUGUUCUCAUUGCCCAAAGUGAUUAAUCAGCUCUCUUGUCCUGUUUUGGUUUCUGGGGUUUAACAAAAUGAAUCUUAACUCAAAGCUUAAUUCCUUUGCCAUUUGGCACCAUUCCCACUGCAGUCCUUCAUCUUGGGAAGGUGCCAAAAGGUGUAAUUAUUGCAAUCAAUGCAGAGUUGAUCUGGGCUCUCACAACUAAAUUAAUGAUGACAAUAUGAAGUGAAUGAGUUAAAGUGCAAGGAACGAAACAUGUGUCUUUCUCAUAACCCAGUAAGUAUAUGAAGGAAGUAUAAGGUAAAUGGAUCUGUCAUUAACUGUGUUUCUACUAUAAAUUGCUUCAGUAAAAAUGAGUAAAAUUUCAAAAUAGCUAAGGAACUUUUUUCUUCCCCAAACAUAUUUUUUUUAAAUGCCUCAAGGUUUUAUAUUUCUCAGUUAUAGAGUAGCUCCCUUUAGUAGAAUGGGUUUAAAGCAGAGUUGAUACAAAGGAUGUUUAGAUAGAAGGGUGGUGAUGCACCGUUUUAAAGCUUGCAUUGAGAAUCUGUUUUGCAUUCUAAUAAUUAGAUUGUUCACUGAGCAAAGUAUUUCAAAAAUGGUGUUCCUACUACAAAUUAAAAUUUCCAGUGCUGAAGGUGAGACAUUUUGAUGUAUCAUUGGCUGACCCUCAAGUUGAGGAUGACGUCUACUCAGGGUCGCAAGUUUCUGUCAUGAGUCUUCUUGUGGUUGAACAGGCCAAUUUUAAACCCGCAGAUCUUUGGGCACAUGGGGCAGGACAUCCCAUGAGGUACUAGGAUCCAGAGUGCAGGAUUUGCUUCCUUUUCUUUCCUUCCCUGCCGCCGCUCUGCCUCAUCAUUAAGGCUUUGGGACUCGAAGCAUGAUGCAGCUUGAUGGAUAAGUUAUCGCCAUUCUGAAGGAUUGGUAGCAAGCUCCUCCCAGCCAUUAAGGUCAAUGCUGCCACGCUUCAAGGAGAGCUUUAGAGUGUUUGAAGCGUUUUAUUUAUCCUCCCCUGGAACUUGGCCAUUUGAGAGUUGAGUUGAUAUGGCCAGACUUUCAAACAACUUUGGAGGGAAAUCUUGAAAUUUUGGAAUGUCGCUACACUGAUGUUUCACACAUCACAUUAUCCCUGUAUAAAAAUCUUUUACCCAUGUUGUGGGAUGGAACCUUGUUAGAAAAAUAAAUUUAUGCAUGAUACA
Molecule: messenger RNA, 3462 nt
Organism: Carcharodon carcharias (great white shark)
Lineage: Eukaryota; Metazoa; Chordata; Chondrichthyes; Lamniformes; Lamnidae
Gene: fbxl4
Product: F-box and leucine-rich repeat protein 4
Exons: 9
Coding region: 425-2263 (612 amino acids)
Biological process (GO): SCF-dependent proteasomal ubiquitin-dependent protein catabolic process
Cellular component (GO): SCF ubiquitin ligase complex
Molecular function (GO): protein binding
Source: RefSeq, a predicted model, not a curated record